GGGGGAAACCGGUGCGUUACGCAGCUCAUCGCAACGCACGAGUGUCAAUCGGAACGGCAGUCCGGCCUCGGCGGUGUCCAGCAGUGUAGGUGGACAGGCGGCGGCUCCAGCACGUUUAGCACGGCCUUGUUUCCGCGGCGAAGAUGGAUCUAAAUGGACAACGGCAGCAGCAAUCGCUGGCAAGCGCGUGCCGCGGCUUGUCGCCGUUUCCACGCAGGCCGUGGAUGAGCGAAACCGGCGUCGCCGCCGCCGCCGCCUCCGGCAACCUGGGCCUCAAAGGGGUCAUAGCCGGUGGUAUUACCGGAGGUAUAGAAAUUUGUAUCACAUAUCCCACUGAAUACGUCAAGACGCAGCUGCAGUUAGACGGGAAAGCCGGCGCUGGCAAAGAGUAUACAGGAAUAGUCGAUUGUGUCAAGAAAACCGUCAAGACCCGGGGAUUUUUCGGCUUGUACAGAGGUCUGUCGGUUUUGGUUUAUGGCUCCAUACCGAAAUCGGCGGUACGGUUUGGCGCCUUCGAAUCAGUGAAGAAGCAAUUGGUAGAUGCGGAUGGAAAGCUCAAUCCACAAAGACGACUUCUUGCUGGCCUCUGUGCCGGGGUGUGCGAGGCCAUUUUCGCAGUCACCCCGAUGGAAACGAUCAAAGUAAAAUUCAUCAACGAUCAACGCUCAGCGAAUCCGAGAUUCAAAGGAUUUCUCCAUGGAGUGCGUUUGAUUGUGAGGGAACAUGGCCUCAAGGGAGUGUACCAAGGAUUAAUGCCCACGAUCUUGAAGCAAGGAUCCAAUCAAGCUAUCCGUUUCUUCGUGAUGGAGACUUUAAAAGACUGGUACAAAGGAGGUGACAAUACUAAAAGUGUUCCUAAACUAGUAGUUGGAGCGUUUGGUGCAGUCGCUGGUGCAGCAUCAGUUUUUGGAAACACGCCUAUUGAUGUAAUAAAAACUAGGAUGCAGGGAUUGGAAGCUUCGAAGUACAAAAACAGCAUGGACUGCGUGGUUCAAGUAUGGAAGAAAGAGGGUCCAUUUGCAUUUUAUAAAGGAACCGUUCCGCGAUUGGGCAGAGUAUGCUUAGACGUUGCCAUAACAUUCAUGAUAUAUGAUUCCUUUAUGGAACUUUUCAACAAAGUAUGGCCUUAGGUCUGUUGCAUUUUGUACAUAUAUAUACACGAUAUAUAUUCCUCAGAUUUUACAAAUAUGGCUUUUACGUUGACGUACUUUUUAUAAAGCAUACUUUUUAUAAAGUUAUUUGUAUAACAUACUUUUUACAAUUAGUGUUUAUUUAUAUUCUUAUUUAAAAUAUAUGCAAGGAGAAAACGUUAUUUAAUAGCAAUGUUCAGCCAUAUAUUGAAAAUUACAGUAGAAUAAUAGCAAAUGUGUCACGAAUGCGUCUUUUUAACAAAGCUUGGUUUUAUAAUAUGGAAAAAGAUGUGAGCUUUUAUUUAGCACAAUAUAAUUGUGCGAUAUUACUAUCUCUGGUUUUAAGUUGCAUUUACGUGAUGUACGGUAUACAAAAAUGAAUUGCGAAAAUCGAGUGUUUUAUUGAAUUUACAUAUGUUGUGGUUUACUUCGUUUAGUAUUAUAUAAUAACAUUCAACGACGUUACAUUCCUGCAAUCUCAGUCCAAGAUACGAGAAUAUAUUUAUAUGAAUUCUUAAAGUAUGAGAAGUAGUCCAUGUAUAAUAGAAGCCAUAACGUAUAUGUGUUAAUACAUUGAUUAUAUAGACAUGUAUUUAUAUAUACGAAAUAUAUUUAUGUACAAUUUUGUACAAAGACAUAGCAGUAAUCGAGAACAAUGAAAACUCUCUAAUGAUUUUAAUUUUAAUUUAUCUCGUUUUCGAGAUUUAUAUCAAUGUUGCAAAGGUAAAUAUAGAAAAAAUGUAUGUUAAUAAAAAGAAAGUUUAAGUUAA
Messenger RNA from Monomorium pharaonis (pharaoh ant), 1900 nucleotides. RefSeq names its product putative tricarboxylate transport protein, mitochondrial (gene sea). Lineage: Eukaryota; Metazoa; Arthropoda; Insecta; Hymenoptera; Formicidae. The transcript is spliced from 4 exons. Gene Ontology annotation, biological process: mitochondrial citrate transmembrane transport. The record is from RefSeq and is a predicted model, not a curated record. The coding region runs from base 144 to 1130 and encodes 328 amino acids.